Ectocarpus sp. CCAP 1310/34 is the source of this 2890-nucleotide messenger RNA. Lineage: Eukaryota; Phaeophyceae; Ectocarpales; Ectocarpaceae. The record is from the annotation of a GenBank genome assembly.
AUGGGAUGCGAAUACCACGACGGCAAAAAGGGGCUGUACUUCGAUGGCCACGACGACAAGAAGACCCUUGAAUACCGGCACGACGAGUUCCUCCCGGCGCUGUUCGACACCCGCGACUACAUGGAGGUAUGGAUUCCGAUGGGCAAGGAUGAAGCGAUCGUCUGGGGUGUUGACGUCGAGACGGUGGAGGAGACCGAGCGCUUGCCGGAUGGUGGUGUCUGGGUUUGUGUCGAUGAUCUCGAGUCUGCGCUGCUGGCAGACUUGCCCGAAGACCUGCAAGGCAGAGUGCAGAACAAGAAAACCUACCCUGACGGGAGGCGGGCCAUGCUUCUCUACCAGGACGAGAGCAUAUUUCGAGCCAACGACGACCAGAGGCGCGCGUGGUAUCGGGACGGCCAGCAUGUGCCCGUGAAGAAGUCACAAGGCCAGGGGAUCAUGGUGUCGGGGACGAUAAUCCACAACGUUGGCUUCUUCUCGGCGUCGCGGGCACAGAUCCAGGACGCGGAGCGCAACCGCAGGAAACGAUGCGCCGCCACAGCUGCCGCGAAGCGACGGGGGGAAAACGUGAAGGUGGAGAAGUUCCGCCCCAUCGACAUGCUUCAUGAAGACGAGCAUGGACAGUACUGGUCCUACCACCUCUUCGAGUACGGCAAGAACAAGGAGGGAUACUGGACCGGGCUCAGGAUGCUGGACCACAUGUCAGACGUGCUCGACAUGUUCACAGUUCUCUACCCUGAGCACAAGCCUGUAGGCCUGUUCGACUGGUCGUCCUGUCAUGACUGCAUGGAGGUCGGCGCACCGUCGGUGAAGAGAAUGAACUUGGGUGUCGGUGGUGUGAGGAACGGAGAAGAGCUUGCGCCGAUGGACCCCGUGACCAUCCUCGAAGGUACCCCGAACCUCCCAGCCGGCACGGUACAGCACUUACUUGAUGUUUCGGAGGGGGGACGAUCCCCCCUUCCACUCCCCGCAUCUCAAGCCGGCGCAAUAUGUCGGAAAGUUGAAAGGAAUGCGGCAGAUUUUGUGGGAGAGGGGGCUCCUGGUCAAAGGCAUGAGUAAGACGGGGGGCUCGGGCGAAAAGCAGGACCUCAGCAAGAGCAUGGAGCACGUUUUGGGAGAGCAGAAGGACUUCAAGGAAGUUGAUUCUAGUCUGGUGCUGUUGAUGCAGCGCCACGGGGGGGCCUGUCUCAUGCUUCCUAAGUACCACUGCGAGUGUAACCCCAUCGAGCUUGUUUGGGGCCGAGCGAAGGACUGGACUCGAAAGAACUGCAAAUAUUCGUUGGAAUGCUUGCGCAAGAACGUGCCGCUGAGUUUUAGACCAGAGAAGGAUAGACAGGCUGUUUCGGUAGUCCAGGGCUACUGCAAGAAGGCGUACACACACGCCCUCAUGUACCGCGAGACGCGUGUGCAAGGGCCUGAGGGCAAGAAGACGGACAAGAAGUACAAGUCGCACAGGCGCCCGACCCCGAAGGAAUGGAGGCCGUAGAGUCGAUGGCGCAUUCUUGUUCAUUGAGCUGUAUUUGUUCAGAUUUUUUCCGUGUUUCUGGUGGGAAUGUUGUACAAAAAUGGAACAUUUUUGUUGAAAACGGCCAAUUUUUGUGAUGUAUGUACGCUAUAGGUGCGGUAGAGGCAUUUGCAUAGUGUUUGAGGGCGUUCCUGUGCACGUGUGGGUGGUUUGGUGCGAAAAGCAUAAAAAGGAUUAGCAACAUAUAUGGGGGAAAAGUUGCUCUAGGGCCAAUUUCGUGGGUUCGAGACCCGCCGCGAGCAUCUUUUUUUCUUUUUUUCUCAUUUUUUCCUUUUUUUUUGGCGACUCGCUACUCUUUUGCACCUUGCCGCGGUCGUUCCGAAGCUGUUUUUCUUUUUCUUUUACUCGCUCUCAGUCAAAAGUUAUGGAGGGACAACAAAAAUCGGGUCCUUGAAAAUUACCACUUCAGGGUGAAAUCGGCUGAACGUCCUGGUCCGAUGGACUGAAGUGUCUCCCGUACAUUUUCGCCCUGACCUUACCUGUCCAUCCCCCCCUCCACCAAGUCGGACGCUCCUGUGGAGUUUGUUCAUUGUUUUGCCAUUGGGUGUCCCGUCUUCUUUUCUCCCCCCAAGUCGUUCUGGCGUUCGGGUUUGUUUUCGUCGAGAGGGCCGAAAGAGAACGAUCGUCCGUGGUGUACACGGCAGGUAGGUCUGAUGACGCUCGAUUUAGAUUCACGAUAGGGAACCAACAAGGGAAGAGUGAACACGCAGAGGUUGACUUGAUUUUUUGCUUGUCCUUUGCCGAUGCGCGAGCACGGCGGCGGCGGAAGCAGUGCCCAUGUACGUCACGCACAAAAAGGAGGUUGGAGAUGCAAGCAUCAACGGUUGUUCGUGGGCGGUAGUGCUUAUCGGUAGGCGGCUGGUGGGCUUUCGGAGAACACUCAUAUGGUACUUUCUAGAUGAGACAGAUCUUCCUUCUCGUAAUUUAUGUGUUUGAACCUCUUUGAAACACCAAACCGCCCUCUCGCAUCCACACGUCUCUACUUCAUUCAGUACACACACACCCGCCGUGCCCUGAUUCCCCGUCUACAGCAGAGAACGAACCUGAAACCGAACAAGUUUCUCUCUCUCGUCGUCACCAAUGCAAAGCAAAAAUAUUCUACACGACGUCAACAAAUGAAGGCAACACCACCCCUUCCUGCAAUCGGAAUUGCCUCCUGACCCUCCUCGUGCUGCAUUUACGUGCCGCGGAAACACCAGUUUCGCCUUUACCGUAAUCGUGCUCCAUUUACGUACCGCGGAAACACACCAGUUUCGCCUUUACCGUGAUAGCUCCCACAAGAGCGAUACCACGUGAAGGACGCCCCCGCGAAGCUUCCGCCUCCGACCGCUACAUUCAUUCGCACGCUCGCCUUGCACCCCCCCCCCC